This is a messenger RNA of Planococcus citri (citrus mealybug), 1088 nucleotides long. RefSeq lists its product as uncharacterized. NCBI's taxonomy places the organism in Eukaryota, Metazoa, Arthropoda, Insecta, Hemiptera, Pseudococcidae. Gene Ontology annotation, molecular function: N-acetyltransferase activity. Bases 145 to 909 code for a protein of 254 amino acids. The record is from RefSeq and is a predicted model, not a curated record. The transcript has 4 exons.
GUGAAGCUGAACUAAUCAGUUGUGGAAGAAGUUGAAGUAUUAUAGUGUUGCGCCAUUCAAAAAUAUAAACAAUUUUAACUAAAAUAGGUAGAUUUUUUUACAUUAAGUAUAAAUCAUUACAUUCAUCCAUCUACGAAAGCGAACAUGAAAUUAAAUAUGGAAAAGAUACCCAAAUUAGCAUUGUGGAAUAACUGGAAGAGACCAGCAUCCGUUCCUUAUCCAAACACGUGGCAUAAAUUUACAGCAACAUCAAAAGAUGGUAAAGAGUUGAAAAUAAAAAUUGUAGAUGUAACUCCGGAUAGAUUUGAAGAAAGCUUGGAAUUCAUUCGUGAUUAUUUGUAUUCAAAUGAGCCUCCAUGCGAAUCUGUGAAACUUUUAGAAGAUGAAAUUAGUGUCCAAAAUGGAUUGGCCAGACAAUACGUAUACUUACAGCAGCGUGUCGCCAUUAUGGCUGUAUUAGAUGAAGAUGUCCCAAAACCGGAAAUAAUCGGAUUGCAACAGCUGUUUGUAGCUUCCAAAGAAGAUGAUCCUGAACCAGAAUUAGCUGGAAAUGCGAUGAGUAAACUUGAGAAGAUAAAUGAAGACUUGUAUGCGAAUCACGAUCAAUUCGAAAUUCUCGGAACUAACCGAGUCUUAAAAGGAUUCGGUUUAUGUGUGAAACCAAAUUACUGGGGAAUGAAUAUAGGCUACAACAUUGUACUCUGUUUGGAAAAAAUAGCCAAAGCUUAUGACUUGAGAGGAUUCAUGACUCUGUACACUAGUAUUCAUUCUCAAGCUAUAGCUUCGAAAGCUGGAUUUAAAGUAUACAACGAGAUGUUUUUCGAUGAUUAUAAAGAUAAAAAAGGCAAUGCGAUGUUUCCCAAUGUGCAUACCAAAUCGUUCAAGUUGAUGGGAAUUAAAUACUCGUGACCUGCGAAAGUGGUUGAAAUUUAAAUGCGCAAUUAGGUUAGGUUAGAAUGCUUAUGUAUUCUUCAAAAAUGGAAAAAAAUUUCAUCCUCCUUCCUCCUCCCCUAAAUUUAAGUCUACUAAUAAAAGGCAUUCUUUCGAGUUGAAUUUUACCAAAUAUAAUUUCUUUUACAGCCCAUAGA